GCCUGGCGGCGGAUUUCCCCUUUUGAUCCUAGCAACGUUCCGUGAGUUGUAUUUUUUGUGUUAAUGUUUCCGUCUCGUGUGUUUAGCUUGUAACAGAUGGCAAGUGCGGGGCAGAAGCGGAUAAUCCAAUUCACUGGAUUUAAAAAAUGGGAGAAAAAGGCGCUGCUGAAAUGGCUGCUCAAACUGGACUGUGUGUUCAUAGAUACGAAGAAAUACAGGAAUUGUACACACCUUAUAGCAAAAAAGCUGUGCAAGAGCGAAAAGUUCUUAGCUGCAUGUUCUGCUGGAAAGUGGAUACUAACUAAGGAGUACAUAAUUAAUAGUGCUGAAAGUGGCAGAUGGCUUGAUGAAACAAUGUACGAAUGGGGAUAUGAAAUUGAAGAAGACACCCAUUAUUCACCUCAAAUGCAAUCUGCACCUAAAAGGUGGCGUGAAAAACUGACACACUCUGGUGCUCCAGGGGCCUUCCACAGUUGGAAAGUUGUCCUCCUCGUUAAGGAAGGUGGUAAACAAAUGGCAUCUAUUAGAAGAGUUCUUCAAGCUGGAAAGGCAACGGUAUGUUCAUCGCAAAAAGCAGAGGACAAUAUAACUCACAUUUUCGUCAGUAAUAAGACUUUUCCCAUGCAAACCAAAAGUUGUCUCUCUGAAGCUCAUUACUACCCUGUGCAAUAUCUAGGACAUUACAUUUUUGAGAAUGAGAUACAAAAUACCAAAGAUACUAUAAUGGACCAUUUUUUGGCUGCACAAGAAGGAAACAAAACCGUGUCAAACAUGCAGCUUGCUGAAAUGAAAAAUGCUGUUAUAAAACAUAUGUAUUUUGCUGCAGCUGUUAAGCACAAGUUUGCUCAAAAAGACCAGCGGAACAAAUGUGGCGCAGAGGUUAAAAAAACUGACCUGUCCAGAGGCACAUGGUAUAUGCUUGAAGGACUAGUUGAAGAGUAUUUAUUUCCUGAUGUAAUCACAGAACUUGCUGCUAAUCAGAAGUACUUUACACCUCCUGUGCAGCUUAUUAAUUCUCUUCUAGAAUAUGUUCUGUUGGGAAAUACCGAUGCAUUAUUUUGUGCUAAGUUUUACCAAGUUUUGUACCUCGUUCUCCAACAUGAUCCACCUUGGAAGUCUCCAUCUAUGUUAAAGUAUUAUUUGGAAUUUCUUCAGUGUCCUGUCUGUAAGAAAGGCACAUGGUCCUUGAUUGAGGUGCUUGUAAGGUCUUGCCUUUAUUGCAAAGCCAUUUGUCAUGCAGUCCCAGUUUCAGGGGGAGGAGAUGAACAGAGGAUAGUUCACAAAAGAUUAUUGAAGUUUUUCUUUGAGUUAGUAAAAUCUGAAGUAGAGCAUCUGACAAAAAGUUUGGUUGAAGGGACCAAUUCACAGCAUCAGCAAGUCAGGCCACAGACAGUUCUUCUAAAGACCUUUUGGCUAGGAAGUGAAACCUCAGUGUUUUUUACCAAAAACGUAAAUAUUUUAGCAGAUUGGGUCAUACUUUCCUAUAGAGAAUUGAAAAGAAAAAAUGAUGCUUUCAUAUGUGAAGUAAGUGAUCUAUUAAAUGCAAUUCUUGGAACUGUAGUGGAGUAUUGGAUCAUCUCAGGUUUGCUUAUGGACAGAAAUGUGUUCCAUCAAAUAUCUGAUGAUUUGGCACAGUACCUUGCCAUUGAAUGUAAUGGUUUUUCAGUGCAUGAGUUAGAAAUGUUCCUUUGUUCCAUACCAUCCCUCUGGCUUCAAAUGUUUGUUGCAGAAGCAGUUUUUAAAAAACUGUGUUUACUGAGGAAUAUAACUAUUUCUACAGAACCUCUUUCUCUUCAGAAAAUAGUCAGUUCCUAUUUGCCCGCUUUGCAAGAGAUAGGGAUGCAUGAUGCAAGAGGGAUACACAAAACAAAGAAAAUAGGGCAGUGGCCAUGCACCGAGUCUCAAAGGGCAUUACAGAUGCUAAAUGGCAAUAAGAACGAAGUCAAAGAGCUGCCUGAUCUACCUGACUUUAAGAAGCACCCUCCAUUGACACAUAUGGUUGGAGCAGAAGCAGAAGGUGAGACUGCACAUACCAAAGAGAAUCACUGCCGUUUGGCUGAAGAGGUACAUUUUAACAGAAGAAAUACUAAAGGAGAGACAGCCCUGCAUAAAGCUUGCAUAAGUAACAAAGUGGAGAGAUUGAUUCGGCUUCUCUCUUUGCCUGGAACAGACAUUAAUGUUAAAGACUAUGCUGGCUGGACGCCUUUGCAUGAAGCCUGUAACCAUGGCAGCACAGCGUGUGUCCGUGAAAUUUUGCAGCGUUGUCCAGAGGUAGACCUGCUCAGUCGAGUGGACAGGGUGACUCCUUUGCAUGAUGCACUGUUAAAUGGACAUGUAGAAAUUGGCAAGCUGCUACUUCAGUAUGGGGGACCAGCCCUUCUACAGCACAGGGAUUGCACUGGAAAAUUGCCACUGGAUUAUGUUGAGUCCAUCUCAGUAAAGCAAGAACUUUUGAGUGUUGUUCAUCCAGAAGAGAGUAUUGAAAGCUUCUGUGAACGCAUGGAUCAAGAUUUUUGCAGUCAGCAGAGAGAACUGUUGAUGAUUUUAUUUAAUAAGAUGCUGUUGAAUUUUUGUUCAGUUUAUAAUCUGUCUUCACCCUUUACUUUAACUCUCAGAGAGGCAGGUUGUUCAAAUGUACUUCCAGUAAUGGCUCUUGAUAACUGUGAGAUGAAAAAUACAUUUUCUGCAGAUUGGCUAGUAGAUACAUAUUUUAGAGAGCUAGAAACUUUUCAAAAGCUUCCACAAUUUCUUCAGGAAAUAUCUGCAAAUACGGAUUUCUUCCCUGGGGAACAGAAGAAGGUUUUAUUAGCUACUCUGGAAACUAUGGUAGAGGCAUUCAAGCGCUUUGCUGAAGCAGUACAGAUUUCAUAGCCUACAUGAGCCCUACAUGGUAGUAUCUCCCGUGUUUUUGAUACUUUCCUCUAGCAGAACCUGGAAGUCAGAUGUAUUGAGUCAAUGUACUUUUAGGACAAAUUUUUCCCAAUACUAAUACCUUCUAGUUUUCUAGCAGAUCUGGGUGCAUGUGACCACCUGUGCUAUAUCAUUUGUACUAAGUUAAACUUUGCAUUUUCAGUCCUGGAAAUCUUUGUUAGCCAUCUCAUGCCAUAGUUUUACUUUGUUUUCCAGAGGUACUGUUGCAAAAACAAGCAUUUUUGCCUUUAAAAACGCUUGUGUCUACAUAUUUUAAUAUCCUUUAAUAAAACUAAUAUUACCGAUAUCUGUCAUUAAACUAAAACAUGUUGAAAGGCAAA
Messenger RNA from Neopsephotus bourkii (Bourke's parrot), 3251 nucleotides. It is a transcript of the gene SLF1, whose product is annotated as SMC5-SMC6 complex localization factor 1. Gene Ontology annotation, molecular function: protein binding. The transcript is spliced from 18 exons. The record is from RefSeq and is a predicted model, not a curated record. Gene Ontology annotation, biological process: positive regulation of double-strand break repair. Lineage: Eukaryota; Metazoa; Chordata; Aves; Psittaciformes; Psittacidae.